AACAACGAGAAGAAUCCACAUCCUCCCGGACUUGGAUGUGAGAGAGACAUAGGAGAUGGAGACCUUCACCCAUCUUUAAACGAAUCCGACGAUCUUGGGAGUCGAGCCAAGAUGUGACUUACGGUGCAUCGUAGACCGGAUCUGUCCAGAAUUUCCAGCACCAGUUUCUAUAGCAACAGAAGAAUCUGAGAAUUUUAAAUAGUCCCAUUCCCACGAUGCAGUCGUCCUCCCAGACUACAAAGCCGCGGCGUUUCGACGCCAGCAGGCGGACCCCUAACUCAGCUGGCUCCAAGCUUCGUGGCUCUAGUCUUCAGAAGGAGGAUAAAAACAUGAACACAAUCACCACCCCGUCCCCCAGGCGGGCUGUUAAAGCCCCCACUGCUUCCUCCAGGAGCAAGACGCCCGCACAGCCACGAGCUCCUAUAAUCCAGUCCAGACCGAGCUCUCAGAAACAGGGCCCCACUGCUUCCAGAUUGGCCAAACCCAAACUGAAGAGCACUCGGCCAUCUGCAGCGACACGGAACACGCCAGAGGUCGCUGCCCCUCCUCUGCCUCUUCCCUCCGUCCUCCCUCUGGAUCCAAACUGCAACGAGCCAAGCCUCCCUUGCCUGUGCUGCGAUGGGCGCUCCCCUCAGGACAACAACAGCAUGUUCAACCAUAACCACAACAACAACAACACCAUCUCCAUCAGGCAGCAGUUGCAGCUACCUCCUCCUCCUGUGGUUCAGUUGGCCCAAAAGCGUGAUGGGAUGAAGGCCAAAGAGCCGGUUCCCUCGCAUGCAGAGCCCUCUGCCCAAUCUGCUGCCAAUCUGGAAAACGAUGUAAAGAACGCAGAUGAAAACGCAGACGUGGACAACAAGAAAACUGUAGAUGAAGAUGAUGAGGAGGAAAUGAGCAGCAGAGAUACCGCUGUCGAAGAUGAUGAGGACGAUGAGAUAGAUAGUGACGAUGACGAUGAUGACACCCUGGUGCCAUCAUGCUGUGACUGCCCCCCCUCCCUCUUGGAAUUCUCACUCUCCUCUUCUACUUCAUCAUCCUCCACUUCCAUCAGCUCCUGCUCUGACCUGGAGUCUGACUGUGCCGAUCAGUGCGCUUCCAUGUGCUUCUCACAGGACCAGGACCAUCUGUCUGCUACUUUGAACCUCAAAGACCAACUCACUGAGUUCAAACAUCCUUCAUCUCUUCCUCUUAACAAGAAUCCUUUCUCCCUAACCUCCUGUUCCCCAGUUGCCUCUUGCUCCCCCGAUGAGGGUUACCCCUCUGCGCUUGACUCCCCUUCUCCUGACUACUUAGGGGUAAAAGACAAUUCUGAUGUCAACAAACUAGAUCUACUUGACUUCCUAGAGUCUGUAGGAGAGUUUGGGAAAAUGGAGCGCUUCAGCCAGGUGAUCCAAGUUGCUCGCUGGGAUCUGGAAGGGGCACAACACUGGGAUGUACUGAGGGAUCGCCUAGAUCACCUGGAUCGUUUGGAAAAAGUGAAUAGGGAGGUGAAGCUGGCUUACAUUGCCAGACUUCAUGAGAAGGGGUUUGAUCUUGAGGAUCUGGAGGAGCAGGACCUCUCAGAUAUUAUGGAUGAAAUGGGGAACAUUGACAUUCCCUGGAAGUUGUAUAAAACCCGUGAUGGAACAAUGGGAGAGUCUCAGGAGUUUUCAGACGCCGGAGUUGAUCUCACCGCUCCAUCAGACUGUGAAGAUCCCCUUGCUCCAGACUCCCUCACCCCUUCCCCCAUUGAGCCGCCACCCAGACCCCCCAAACCUCCUGCCCGUCAUGCCAGCGUGAGCUCUGAUCUCCACACCUACAUCAACAUCAGCAGAGAGACCACCUCCAUGGCUGUCACAACCUCCCCCACUUUAUCGACUUUCUCCCCCAACUCCUCUUCGCCCACAUUCUCAACAUUUCGAUGUGAGAAGCCCCUCCCUCCAUCCCCACCCUCCAUCCCUCCUCUUCCUCUCUCCAAACCAGUUCCCUAUCUCACCCUUUAUACCACUCCUUCCCCACCUCCGUCCAUUCCCACUCCAACCCCACCCAUCCCUCCACCUCGAAAGCGACACCUGGCCAGGAAGGAGGCCCAGCGCCUCGCUGCUCUUCAAGCUGAACAGGAAAGAACUCCCCUCUCUCUGCCGCCACCCACCACACGCCCUCCACCGUUGCCUCCUCCGCCUGUCAUCUCAGUGUCUUGCUCCUUCUCACCCCCCGCCAUACCACCACCACCUGCCCUGCCCCCUCCGCCCUCCUUCCACACAUUGGACGUGGAGAUCCGGAAGCUGCUCAUGCUUGCCGGACUGACCCAAGCCGAGCUCCUCAAACUCAGCCCUGAGCUCAGUGUCUGCGUUGGGGAGCUGGACGAUGAGGAGGAAGCAGAUAAUCACUUUACAUCCAGAUCUCAGGAGUCCAGCGAGUUCAGAUUACAAGACAGGGAGGCAGAGAAGGAAAACGACAUAAGCAAAGUGGGUGGAGAUGGAAAGGCCUCUAAGGACGGCAUUAAGGAGGGGGAAAGCAAAGACAGACAAAGGACCACCUCUUUCACUGAAAUUGCAAGAAGAAAGCAAAAAAACGCUGCUUUGGUGACAGAUCAUUACUACAGCACAGGUUUUAAUAAUCCACACGAAGCAACAGGAAAGACUUUCUCUUAUUCAAAUGAGCUACCAGAUUCUCCUCCACCUCCUCCACCUCCUCGACCUUUGCCUCCCAUCCCACCUUCUUUAGCGCCCCUCAAAGUCAGCACUUUGCCUGCUAACUCUGAGCAACCUGAGCGCUUUGAUUGGCUUAUAGCUUUCACACCCGAAUGUGAAGCCCCACCACAGCUCCCAGUACUGGAGAAGAGAAAAUCCACCACCGAAGUCCCAAAAAAGCUCAGGUCAUCAGGCUCAUCUCCAGGCUCUGGUCCAAAGGUGACAACGUUUAAAGAGCUCCGUUUCCGCAACAAGAGCACUUCCCCUCCCACAAAGGUGAUCACAGAUCCCGAGCCCGACCCCACUGUUAUCACCCCCGACCCAGAUAUACUCUACAACUUGAGGUGGAGGAGGGAGAAGGCUGGUAGUGACGGCAGCCAGUGGGAGUACACUUCACAGGCCCAAGCCCUGUUCAUGCAGCCGCCUCCAGCCCUCACCUCCAUGGCCGCCCUGAAGGAGAUGUUGCAGAGAGCUGACAAGGAGGGUGGACAGCUGGAGUUAUGCCUGUCGCAGAAGAUCGGCUGCUCAGUCAGUGACAGCAGCCUGUGGAAUGUAGACCAAAACAGGGAGAUGAGGGAAGAGAUGAAGGAAAGGAAGACAGAGAAAGGAAAAGAGGAAGUGGAGGUGAGAGGCCGGGCUGAUGGAGGGAGAACUAUUGAAUCGAGAACUUCUGUUUCCUCACCCCCGCUCUCCCUUACCCGGUCCCCUGAACCCUACUUUCUGCACUCUGCCCUCCCUUCCCUCCACCCAGACCCCCAUAACUCGCAGCUCCUCGCAGAUCGGUGGUCCUCCAACAAACAGUGGGGUCCUGCUGCUGCAGGCUCAGCUCAUAUCCACAGAGACGACUCCAGCCCUCUUGUAGGCUCUGGAUUUGAUGAUUCCCUGGCUGACUUCCGCGCAGACUCUCCUCAUUACUACAGAGACAUUUUCAGUGAAAACACACAUUCAGCUUAUAAGUACGUCAGCGAUUCCAAAAUCAACACGGGGGACGUUGAGUCGAAGUGUAAUUUUGACUCACUCUACUGCAGCGAUUCGGAGAAGCGAGGCGACACCCACGCCUCGCUUAGUGGCACCUCCGGACCGCUGGGCUGCACCACUCCAUAUAAGAACAUAGAUGUUAUGAUGAGUUACCCAGACAGCUUCAGUGCUGUGGAUUCACUCUACUCAGAGAGGCGCUGCCGUGCAGACGAUAGCAGCAUUAAGGCCAGAAUGUCCAAAGAGCUUCCUCCCCUCCCCACAUGCUACCUGUACCACCCUAAAAACUGCCCGCUCCACCGGGGCGCCCCUCCACGCCUCUCCCCCAUUGGGGCCCUCUCCCCUCCCCAGCGCCCUGGAGCUCUCCCGCACUCUCGCCUCAACUCCCCGCUCUUUCCCCGUUCUCACACCCUUCCUGCCCUCGCUGCUCCCCUCUACUACCCCAACCUCUACCCUCCCAUCCCACCCAGGGUACCCCCUGUACCCCCUAAACUCUACCAGGGUCCUCCGCAGCCACAUGUGGCGACCGUCCGCAGUGUCUCGUUUGCCGGCUCCGUACAGAAGAUAGACGUUCCCUGGAUGGGCGAGGAUGCGGAGCAUUCAGUGAGGGGUCUCGGCCUUACCUCUCUGUGUAUGCAGGAAAAGAAAGCUCUGGUCAGUGGAGCCAGCGCUGCAGUGGAGGCCAUCUUGGCUCAGUUCAGUUCCUCUCGGACCAUAGUCCAGAAGGCUUUAUCAGGAGACAGCGCCAUAAAUCCUUCUCUUGGCCGUCUGGUGCUGCAGUGCCUCUGCCCCGCCCUGCACAAUUUGCUGACCGACGGCUUGAAGCCUCACCAGAGUGAUCUGAUUGCAGGCCGGAGGCCAAACUCAGCCUGGAGUCUGGUGCAGGCCACAACGAGGACAGGUCCCAAAACUCAAGCCUUAUUCAACCUACAAAUCCGGGUUGGCGAGCUGCCGCAGCUGAGACACAGCAAGCAGAGGUUCAAUGCAUUCCUCCUUGGUCUGCUAAACACCAAGCUUCUAGAUUUCUGGCUGUGUCAUCUUCAGUCUUGCAGCGAUGUGCUGGAGGCAUAUUACCAUCCUACUUCCUUUAUGCGUCUGUCGCUGACCACCUGCUGGCCUCUUUUUGAGGAGCUGCUCCUCGUGCUGCAGCCCCUCAGCCUGCUCACCUUUAACCUCGACCUGCUCUUCCAGCACCAUCAUCUGGAGGCAGAUUCUCACAGGCCUGAGAUGCCCAGGUCUCCCCAUCAGGAGGCCGGGCCCCAGGCUUCCCCGCAGGGCCAGCUGAAAUCUCCAGCUGGCAGAUACAUGGAGAGCCUCUCAGAAGUGGACUUUGGAAGCCCAGAACAUUCACCAAAUACAAAUUCUUCCCCGAUUUUAAACAAUGGGGGAUCAGAGACAUCAACAAGUAUAGAUUCUGAACCUGUGAAGGCUCCACCUAGUUUUGGGCAAACAAGUCCACAGCUGCUGUGGGUGCAGGAAAAGGAAAUCGAAACUUUACCUCUUUCUAAUGUAGAUGAAGAUAGUUUUACCCAUCAAGCAGGACAGGUGAUCCAGCAGAGCUGGGGAGCCGUGAUGCGCUGGGGAGGUCGGCUGAGCCAGAACCUGGCCGACUUUAGCCUGCCUGCCGUGAAAAAGGAGGAGAUGAACACCAACAGUCCUGAUUUCCAGGACCAGACAGGAAAUUACUAUUCCCCUGUCAACGGCUCUCAGGUUCCCUGGAGUUUGGGCCGGCUUUUUGGAGCCUCCAAAAGCCCUACGGGUCACACACCACCAACCAGGCGUCCCUCUCAGUGGUUAGCUCCUGGUGUCACGGCUCUGACCCGAAUGGUGAGCAGCAGUUCCACCCCAACGCUACGUGGAACUUGUGACCUUCAGGAAGGAAGAGACAUAGAAUCAGAGAAAACAACAGACGCCACAGAAAUGAAAGAAAAACCCAGACAAUUCAGGUCCGUUCGAGCGCUGUGUGACCACGCCGGAACCGGUUCGGAGCUCAGCUUCUGCAAAGGCGAAGAGCUGGUGGUGCUGGGAGGAGUCGAUCAGGAUUGGAUUCGAUGUCGUCAGGGAGACAAGGAGGGGCUGGUACCUAUUGGCUACACCUCUCUCAUCAUGUGACGUCGGCGCUGUAACUUCUGCACUAAAAUCCAUAUUAUAUUAAAUAAAUAUAUAUAAAAUAUAUACAUAUUAAAGAUAUUUUAAGUGAGUCUGUAGGGUUUAUGGGAAGGUCGCACUACUCUGAAAGGGAUAUUUUACGUGGGUUUGAGCUGAGAGCAUGACGCCAUCUGCUCCGCUUUGCUUUCAUCUCGAGUAUUCUCCCAUCCUCUCCUGUUGUGAACAUAUGGGCCUUUUUUUCCCAUUAAAACUCAUCCUGUUUGGAAGCUAAUGAGUUUAAGUAGCAGGAACGCAGCAGAUGGCGUGAAGUAAUGACUCAACUCAAAUUCAAACCAUUCUAAUAUUUAAGUGAAGCGUCCCUUUUAAUCCUUUUCUUCCGUUCCUGCACUCCACGUCAGCUGAUGGCGGGGGAGACCCUGUCCAUUGAACGUGUUAUAAGUGACAUCUUUGGAGCAGUCAGCUUCAGCGCUGCAGCCGGCAGGUCGUUGAGUGAAGAAAGGAUGCCAGAGUACUGCGCCGCAGCUCCUGUUUGCAUACUGCGUGUCAAUGUGGUGAAUUGUAGCUGUGUAGGUCUGUGUUCUCUUACCAACCUCUCAUCUCUGGCCCGGUUUGUGUGUGUUUCUGCGAUUCUAGUAGAAUGUAUAAUUAUAUAUAUAUAUAUAUAUAUAUAUAUAUAUGAAUUAUAAUAAAUCCAUGUGUAUAGCUAUAUUAACUGAGAGGGGUUUUACCGAGACAGAUAGAUUAUCAAGAGGGGAAAAAAAGUGAAACAGUAAAGACUGUGACAUUAUUGUGAGUUUGACCGGUAGGAAUGGGUCGAUCCAUCUUUACACAUGCAACUCGCCUCACACAUUAAGUAGAUGUUCUGAAAAGUAAAUUCUAUGUUUCAAUUGUUAAAUCCAGCAUCUUCCUUUAUGCUUGCUUUUUGUGUUGCAAAUUUGUUGCCAUACAUUAAGGUGCAAAAGAUUUUUACAAAGCACUAUAUCUUUAAAUUUUGCUUCAACAGAGCCAGACUUUAUUGUAAUCUCUUAGUUUUCUUGAUCGAUAUUUCUCUGGGGUUUCAAAGAGUCUUUUUAGGUGUUCUUUGAAUUUUGAAUGCUUUUUCACUCAAUAUUUGUCCAUCAUUUUAACUGAUGAUGCUUUUUUGUCAAAGCACUGACCUCUGACGCACAGCGCCUUGCAAAAAAAAGUGUUGUCCAUUAAACUCCCUCCCCAAGACAUUGUUUUGUAGACAUAAACGUGACCCUUGGUAUGGUUCUACGGUUGAGAUUUUUGCUAAUUCUUUUGGGCAAAAUCACUCAAGCUCAAACUGAUUGGAUGAAUUUAGACUGUAAUUAUCCAUUUUCAAGUCUUGCUACAGAUUUUCAAUUGAAUCUAGGUCUGGUCUUUGACUGGGCCAUCAUAACAUAAAUGUGUUUUGCGCCAGACAGGUUUACCAGGAGGAAAACUAGUUCUUCUUUGCAAACCUAUUUUGCAAACCUAUUUUUCUGUCAACACAGAAAAGCAUGGUGCUGCCAUCACCGAGCUUCAGUGUUGGAGUGGUGCAUUCAGAAUGAUAUGCAGUACCACAAACUGUGUUUUGCAUGUAGGUUAAAAAGUAAAAUUUGGUCUCUUCCACAUAUCUGCUGUAUACAGACACGUUUCUCAGUUAGAUUCUGUAGUCAGCUUGAAGGUCUGGGACAGGAAAACUUGCAAGAAAAAAAAGCAGCCAAAGUCCAAAGAAAAUUUCUGAAAAUCUGAAGAACUACUAAUAAGGGCAACUUUUAAAACAUUGCAAGAAAGUCUGGCUCCUUGGAAGGCAAGCAUAAAGGAAACCAGGGAUCAUUCAAGGCUUUUGCAGUACUGUAAUUUUCUGAAAAUGAUUACGUAUAGUUCAUAAAGUUUAACCCUGAAUGCAUUUUAGUAUAAGCAUGAAUGCUUUGAAUGAAUGACACAUUUAUAUAACCCUCCUAGUGGUGAAAUAUGAGACAAAGCAAUCUGCAGCUCAUCUUGUGGUUUGCGAAAUAACCUCACAAAAACAUUUUCAGCUCUUGUGUAACACUAUCUGAAAUAAAAAUAUGAAUGCAGCGAGUGGGGGGGGGAUCCUUGAAGUGAUGUAAAAUGCUGCAGUGAGGCUUAUAGGUUUGGUGGCUGGUCCUCAGCUUUUGUAUUUAUCUUCCUGCCAGGUCUCCUGAUCAUAAUCAUUGAUAUUAAUGAUAGUGGUGAUGGUGGAAGUGGUUCGUUUGUACUGACGCCACUCAUGAAACCCGUUGCUUUGCAUCAUAUUUAUAUAUUUACCCGUUUAUCUCUGGAUUCUAGAUGUAUCGACGACUAUGCAUAUGCUUCCACGUUGAGCUGUUGUGUUUCGAAGUCAUCGUUUUAGUUUUCGUGUACAACUGAGGCACUGCAAGAUAUCUUAAACUCUACAGAUACAAGAUGAAAAGAGACUCGAAGAUGUCUGAAUUUGGUUCUGUAGGAAGGUUUCUUUACCACUGACAAAUCAGGGAGAGCUCAAUUCUUCAAAAUAUCCUUGUAGUUUCUAUGUAGGCCAGUGCCAUGUAGCAUGACAUUACUGGCGCUACAGCAAAAGUCCAGUAGCAGUAAAUGAAGCCACUACAUGCUCAUACUGUAAAUAAUUAUCAUAAUAAAACACCAUCAAAUGGAUAGUUAUAAAAAGAUUGAAUAAAGUUUAUUUAGAUUUUUUUAUGUGAAAGCUGAUAAUUUAUUGGAUGUACUAUUUAUUGAUUCCAAGGUGUAUAAAAAGGAACAGCUCUCUAUCUGUCUGGGUUCUGAAAGCGUGAGGGUGAGAACAUGAUGAUGGUGGUGCGUGUGUGUGUGUAUAUGGAAGUGAAAGUAGAGAUGAUGUGAGCACUUUCAUGUGUCAGCACAUCCUGCUGUUUCGCUGUGUGUGUGUAACAGAAAGCCUCCUUCUCUUUUUCUCUUUCUGGUGUAAUGUAGCUCGUAGACAUUUCCGAGUCCCACUGUUGCAUAUAGUUGCGUGCCCUUCUGGUGUCCGUCAAUUGUCCACCUCCUGCAUGUGCUUGUUUGUAAAUACAUCUAAUAAAAAUCAUCUGUUCAAACCAAA
Messenger RNA from Poeciliopsis prolifica (blackstripe livebearer), 8817 nucleotides. RefSeq names its product RUN and SH3 domain containing 1 (gene rusc1). The coding region runs from base 216 to 5759 and encodes 1847 amino acids. NCBI's taxonomy places the organism in Eukaryota, Metazoa, Chordata, Actinopteri, Cyprinodontiformes, Poeciliidae. The record is from RefSeq and is a predicted model, not a curated record. Gene Ontology annotation, molecular function: protein binding. Gene Ontology annotation, cellular component: cytoplasmic vesicle. The transcript has 12 exons.